Messenger RNA from Hypoxylon trugodes, 2738 nucleotides. RefSeq lists its product as uncharacterized. NCBI's taxonomy places the organism in Eukaryota, Fungi, Ascomycota, Sordariomycetes, Xylariales, Hypoxylaceae. Gene Ontology annotation, biological process: DNA-templated transcription; regulation of DNA-templated transcription. The coding region runs from base 379 to 2442 and encodes 687 amino acids. The transcript has 6 exons. Gene Ontology annotation, molecular function: DNA-binding transcription factor activity, RNA polymerase II-specific; DNA binding; zinc ion binding. Gene Ontology annotation, cellular component: nucleus. The record is from RefSeq and is a predicted model, not a curated record.
UGCAUCCAUGCCGUCCUGCGCAGCUCUAUGCGAGCCUUGCAGCUUCUUCACGCACAGCACCGAGCACCGAAUUCCGAAUUAAGCCUAGAACUUACCAAGACCAAACUAAGAACCUUGAUGGCUAAGCCGAGCUUCAUACAAAUAGGGCUAUGCCAAGGAAUUCCAGCGAAUCGGCGUUGGCCUGGUGGGGGCCAGCUGACGAUUCUUCUUCUAUUAUAGCUGUAAGCCGAAGCCGAAGCGUCUUUGUUCAGCAACUUUCAACCCGUCUUCAGAUCAGCUUAUAUCGGAGUCGAAAAGUUUUCGAUUGGCGGCUUCGGUUCUGCAGAUUGUGAUUGAAUUGCGUCUGCUUGCUUUGCUUUUCAUUCGUCACACCUAUCAAUGGAGGACCAUGCGUAUGCGCCAUUACUCCUUCGCCGAAAUGGUCGGCCUCAGGCAUGCGAUCCAUGCCGCAAGCGCAAAUUAGCCUGCGACCAUACACAGCCCGUAUGCAGUCGGUGUAAAAAGAGAAAACAAGAAGCGGAUUGUGUGUAUAUCGUUUCGGAUGGUAACUCUAAGCCACCGGAGUACAAAAGUCCGUUGCCGUCUCCAGUAUCUUCUGCCGCAUCGGGAGCUCGGAGCGGGACUCCUCGGCCAGUCCAAAAUGCUCCGGUAGCGAGACCCGAAGUACAGGUCCUAGGCCUUGCACGACCCGGCUACCUUGGCCCAACGAGUUACUGUAACAUUUACGAGGAUACCGAGAAUAGCCUGUCGCUUCUUCAAGGGGUGGGAAGCGCUACUCCUCCACAACAUGAGAGUGUUGCGCCACGCGACCCCAUCAAAGUCCCGGAGAAGAUUAUGCCCCCUCGGAUACGUGAGAUAUGUCUUGCGGUGCUUCGCACAAUACCCGAUCCAGACCAAGGCUCCAAACUCUACUUCAAGCACGGGAGCGAUGGCUGGGUACGUCCUGUCGCGUUGCGAAUGGUGAAAUCUUUCUAUCAGACGUUUGGCCACUACUUCACGGCACAGCACAGGUCAACGGCUCAACUAGAAGAAUUAGCUCGGAUACUUUGCGCAAAUACUGCUCGACCCGUCUCCGAUGAUGAACCGAAUCCUGAGCGGUGGGUUAACCAAUUCAUGGGUGAAAAUACGCGAUGGGAGCUCAUAGGGGUGUUAUCCAUAUUUUGGGUGUUUGUUCCGAGCUCGGAUGCUGCUGCGUGGUGGAGAGGGAAACGGACCGCCGAAUUUGAUCGGAAUUUUAGCAUAAUGAGGGAGAAUCUACGCCUUUGCACUGAAUUGUGUAAAGAGUUCUCCGCCGGGAAUGCUUUGAUGCUUUACCUGACACAGAGGCGCACUGCUAUCGAUUCCAUGUCUCUUGGCGAUGCUAGUUUGGUCGUGUGGAGGUCACACGCGGAGGCAGUCUCGCUAUUGACUUUCCUUGGGUUCCACGCCCUCGAAGAAACGGACCAACGUCAGAUGUCUAUGUCGCUUGAGAUAAAGAAGAGGCUAUUUCAUCACUUGUUUGUGAUGGCCAUGGUGGUCGUUUCUUUCACCGGACGGCCUCCCCUUCUUGUAUCUCGAUACUCGUCAACCCCUUUACCCCUCGAUAUUAGCGACGACGAAUUAUUUUCCGACCACGAGACUUUUAUGAAAGCUAUCGGACGUCUCGACGAAAAAGGUUGGAAUACUGAUGGAAAAUUGCAUACUUCUACUCGUAUACGUGCACGGUCGAUUCUUGCUUCAAUUCGGGAAGAGAUUUUUGAAAUCGCUCUGGGUUGUAACCAAACUGCGUCUAUUGAGACUCUACUCCAACUUCGAGCACGGGAGCUACAAACGGUGACGGAGUUCCCCGCUUGCUUACACUUUGACUUGCGGGAUCUCGAGAACUAUGAGGUUCCGUCAGAAACGAUGUCUUCAAGGCUAUUUGUGAAACUGGAACACUUACAGAAUAUGUUUUUCAUUGAAAGGCUCUUGGUUCGAAGUGGUCAUGAGGACAAGGGCGAUCUGUUGGGAACCAGUUAUGACUUGGUUACACUAACUUUACCUUGUUACCUUAACUUGGAUAGGCUAGCAGCCUUUAGGAACGAUUGCGAAUGGCUAGUUAUGGCGUACGCUGUUCCUGCCGGCGGUAUCCUAUGCUUGGAACUUCUGAAGCCGACACUCCACAUCAAACCUCAUAGAGACCCUCGUAUUACUCGGUCUAACAUUAUCCAGAAGCUUAGUCUGCUUGUCGCAUACUUGCACUGGGUUUCCCCUUCGGGACCGAAUGGUGAUUUGUGUAGCGACGCUAAAUCGGUCAUACAGCGUGUCCUCGACCAAACGUUGAAUGCAGCAUCAAGCGUGUAUGAGCCGCCGGCGGUUUUCGAGUGGGACUUCUCGACCCAAGUAGAUUUCAACUUCGACCUUCUGGAUACAUUUGAUUGGAAUCGACCGGAUUUCCCUUUAAGCCAGCAAUCAAACCCGUAAUGAAAUUGUGCCUACUUAGACAUAGCGCUGGCGCCUCUGACGUAGGUGGUAUCAGACCUAAUGAUAACAAGGAUACGAUAGAGGCGGCCUAAUGACUGAUGCAUCCGCGGGAGUAUGAGGUGGCUAAAAUGAUAGAAGUGAGUAGAAGGGGAUCAUUGAUCUAUGUAAAUUAACGCCGUGGAUAUCAGGCUGUUUAGACGAUCGUAGGGGAUAGAGGUGCUUUGGUAUGGAUGCAAGUUUUGGAGGCGAUGAAGGCCUAACCAUGAAAGGGAAUGAAUAAAUUUAUGCAUCGUGAU